This is a messenger RNA of Talpa occidentalis (Iberian mole), 3044 nucleotides long. It is a transcript of the gene CLCN1, whose product is annotated as chloride voltage-gated channel 1. Gene Ontology annotation, molecular function: voltage-gated chloride channel activity. NCBI's taxonomy places the organism in Eukaryota, Metazoa, Chordata, Mammalia, Eulipotyphla, Talpidae. The transcript is spliced from 23 exons. Gene Ontology annotation, cellular component: membrane. Bases 1 to 2961 code for a protein of 986 amino acids. The record is from RefSeq and is a predicted model, not a curated record. Gene Ontology annotation, biological process: chloride transport; transmembrane transport.
AUGGAGCCACCUGGGUCCCGCCAGCGUGGGGACGAGCCAAGCUGGUGGGGUAGUGCCCCCCAGUACCAGUAUAUGCCCUUUGAACACUGCACCAGCUACGGACUGCCCUCGGAGAACGGGGGCCCUCAGCACCGGCUCCGCAGGGAUGCAGGCCCCCGUCCCAACACCCGCCCCACACAGAUUUACGGCCAUCGCAAAGAGCAGAGCCCGGACACGGAGCAGGACUUGGAGAUGCCCAACAAGACGGGCUCCAGGGCCACCUUGGACAGCAAAGACGAGGAUCACUGUUCAAAGUGUCAAGGCUGUAUCCGCCGCUUGGGACGUGUGGUGAGAAGAAAAUUAGGGGAAGACUGGAUCUUUCUGGUGCUUCUGGGACUCCUCAUGGCCUUGGUUAGCUGGUGCAUGGAUUAUGUCAGCGCCAAAACCCUUCAGGUCUACAAGUGGACCUACCACCGGAUGCAGCCCAACGUGCCGCUGCAGUACCUGGCCUGGGUCACCUUCCCGCUUGUCCUCAUCCUCUUCAGCGCCCUCUUUUGCCACCUCAUCUCUCCCCAGGCUGUUGGCUCUGGCAUCCCUGAAAUGAAGACAAUACUCCGCGGGGUUGUCCUGAAGGAAUACCUCACUCUCAAGGCCUUUGUGGCCAAGGUGGUUGCCCUGACCGCGGGGCUGGGCAGCGGCAUCCCUGUGGGGAAGGAGGGCCCCUUCGUCCACAUCGCCAGCAUCUGUGCCGCUGUGCUCAGCAAAUUCAUGGCCGUGUUCUGUGGGGUGUACGAGCAGCCCUACUAUUACACCGACACGCUGACGGUGGGCUGCGCGGUGGGCGUUGGCUGUUGUUUUGGGACACCGCUUGGAGGAGUGCUCUUCAGCAUCGAGGUCACCUCCACCUACUUCGCCGUGCGCAACUACUGGCGAGGGUUCUUUGCAGCCACCUUCAGUGCCUUCGUCUUCCGCGUGCUGGCCGUGUGGAACAAGGAUGCGGUCACCAUCACCGCUCUCUUCAGAACCAAUUUCCGAAUGGAUUUUCCCUUUGACCUGCAGGAACUGCCAGCAUUUGCCAUCAUCGGGAUCUGCUGCGGCUUCCUGGGAGCUGUCUUUGUGUAUCUGCAUCGCCAAGUCAUGCUGGGUGUCCGAAAGCACAAGGCCCUCAGCCAGUUUCUUGCUAAGCACCGCCUGCUGUAUCCUGGCGUCAUUACCUUUGUCAUCGCCUCCUUCACCUUUCCCCCAGGAAUGGGUCAAUUCAUGGCCGGAGAGCUGAUGCCUCGCGAAGCCAUCAGUACCCUGUUUGACAACAACACGUGGGUGAAACAUGUAGGUGACCCCGAAAGCCUGGGCCGGUCUGCUGUCUGGAUCCACCCACAGGUCAAUGUGGUCGUUAUCAUCUUCCUCUUCUUUGUUAUGAAGUUCUGGAUGUCCAUCGUGGCCACCACUAUGCCCAUACCCUGCGGAGGCUUCAUGCCUGUGUUUGUGCUAGGAGCUGCCUUUGGAAGGCUGGUGGGAGAGAUCAUGGCCAUGAUCUUCCCCGAUGGCAUCUUAUUUGAUGGCAUCAUCUACAAGAUCCUCCCCGGGGGCUACGCAGUGAUUGGAGCAGCAGCACUGACCGGCGCAGUGUCCCACACCGUCUCCACAGCCGUGAUUUGCUUCGAAUUAACGGGUCAGAUCGCUCACAUCCUCCCCAUGAUGGUGGCUGUCAUCUUGGCCAACAUGGUGGCUCAGAGCCUGCAGCCCUCCCUCUAUGACAGCAUCAUCCAGGUCAAGAAGCUUCCCUACCUGCCUGACCUUGGUUGGAACCAGCUCAGCAAGUACACAAUCUUUGUUGAGGACAUCAUGGUGCGUGACGUGAAGUUUGUUUCAGCUUCUUGCACGUAUGGGGAGUUGCAAACCCUGCUGCAGACCACCACAGUCAAGACCUUACCACUGGUUGAUUCGAAAGACUCGAUGACCCUGCUGGGCUCCGUGGAGCGGUCGGAGCUGCAGGCCCUGCUGCAGCGCCACCUGAGCCCCGAGCGCAGGCUGCUGGCCGCCCGGGACCUGGCGCGCAAGCUGUCGGAGCUGCCCUACGACGGGAAGGCGCGGCCGGCGGGGGAGGCGCAUCUGGGCCUCUGGCCCCAGGGCCGCCGCGAGUCGUUCGCCUUCGUGGACGAGGAUGCAGACGAGGACCUCUCGGGGAAGCCCGAGCCGCCCCCUCCCGCGCCUGCUCACGCCUCUCCCACCGCCUCGCUGCCUCCAGAAGAGCCCAACGGGCCCCUGGCCGGUCACAAACAGCAGCCAGAGGGCCCCGAGCCUGCAGGUCAAAGACCCUCAGUCUUUCGGUCCCUGCUGCGCUGCCUGCUGGGCAGACCUCGGCCUCCGAAGAAGAAAGCCGCCCAGGAUUCAACGACUUUGGUGGAUAACAUGUCACCUGAAGAAAUUGAAGCCUGGGAGCAGGAGCAGCUGAGCCAGCCCGUCUGUUUUGACUGCUGCUGUAUUGAUCAGUCCCCCUUCCAGCUGGUGGAGCAGACAUCCCUGCACAAGACUCACACACUGUUCUCACUCCUGGGCCUCCACCUGGCUUACGUGACCAGUAUGGGCAAGCUCAGGGGCGUGCUGGCGUUGGAGGAGCUCCAGAAGGCCAUUGAGGGCCACACCAAGUCUGGGGUGCAGCUCCGCCCUCCCCUUGCCAGCUUCCGGAACACAACUUCAAUCCGAAAGAACCCGGGGAGCGCCCCUCCUCCUGCAGAAGCCUGGGGCCUGCCUGAGGGUGGAACUGAGGCUGCUGGAGCGGAAGAGGUAGCUCCUGCCUCCCCAGUGUCCCCGCCAUCCCCAGAGCCCCCUGGGUCCCUGCCUCCGGCCAAGGCGCAGGGGGAGCUGGAGGAGCUGGAGCUGGUGGAAGGCCCGGGGCCAGAAGAGGAGUUGGCUGACAUCUUGCAGGGCCCCAGUCUGCGGUCCACAGAUGAGGAGGACGAGGAGGAGCUGAUCCUUUGACACUCCCCGGGACCUCCUCAUGGACUGCCGAGACCCCUGGCCAGAGAGGGGCUUUGUGUGGACAGAGCACGUCCUGAAGAGAC